Hypoxylon trugodes is the source of this 2136-nucleotide messenger RNA. Its product is annotated as putative N-alkane-inducible cytochrome P450. Gene Ontology annotation, molecular function: heme binding; monooxygenase activity; iron ion binding. NCBI's taxonomy places the organism in Eukaryota, Fungi, Ascomycota, Sordariomycetes, Xylariales, Hypoxylaceae. The transcript is spliced from 4 exons. The record is from RefSeq and is a predicted model, not a curated record. Bases 257 to 1864 code for a protein of 535 amino acids.
CCUUUCCUUACAAAUGAGGAGGGGAUGAGGGGAAGCGGAGAGCUAUUGUUAGUUCUAAGACGGGUAUUCUAGAGUAGUGACGGAGGGAGAGUAAAAGAAGGGCAAUAAAAACACGACCGUCGUUAGAGAGUGGAACUGAGGAGCUCACAUCUAAGUUGCUCCUCGUCUGACAUCACCUAGUUACCUAGCAGUGGUAUAGCUAGCGAAUGAAUGAGUUAACAGCAACGAUCAUUUCUCCAUAGAGCCACCCGCAAAGAUGUUUGGAUACGCGAGUAGCGCCUUCGUACUCCUCGCCGUCUUCGUGGCGUGGACUUUCAUUAAGUCCAAACUCCGGAAGCGCCGCAACAGCGAGAAAGCCGCAGCUUUAGGCUGCCUGUCGCCUCCUGUGCUGCGCAGCACCAAUUUCAUCGGUAACUCAAUUUUGCGCGAGUCGCUGCGGGCUACACGGGAAGACCGUGGUCCUCAGUAUGUCGCCGAGAAGAUGGAUUCCAUCUCGCCAAAUUGUCAUACCAUCAAGGUACCAAUCAUUGACUACGAAAUCCUCGUCACCCGCGACCCGGAAAAUGCGCGCGCUCUGUUCACCUCCGCGGACUUCGACAUUAGCCACCAUCGUCAGUUAAGCUGGAUGCCUCUUCUCGGCAAAGGCGUAUUCACAUCCCGUGGCGACAUCUGGAAGCACAGUCGGGCACUACUGCGGCCCCAAUUCGCCCGCGACAUGAUCAGCGAUCCCCAGCUUGAGGAACAUCACCUGCAGAACCUAUGGGGCCUGCUGUCCGCAGACCCGACGACGGGUUGGACGCAGAAGGUUGACCUUGCGCCACUAUUCUUCCGGUUCACACUUGACACUUCGACGGAGUUUAUCUUCGGCCGGUCGGCCAACUCGCUUCUCUGGAAGAGCAGCAGCGAGAAGGGCCUUAGUGAUGACGACAAGCGAAAGGGAGAUCUAAGCGGUCACUUCAACGCCGCUAAGGUGUGGAUCGACAAGCGUGGCGCUCUGGCUAAGUUCUACUGGCUUAUGAACAGUCGUGAAUUCAGCGAGCACUGCGCUGCUAUCCAUCAGUUCGCCGAUGGCCUAGUAGCGGACCGGCUCGCUCGUUCAUCUUUUGAGAAGACUGGCGGUUCUGAUCCUGAAAAGGGUGGAGCGCCAGAUGGCGGUCGGUUCAACCUGCUUAAUGAACUAGCUAAGGAGACACAAGACCCCCGCGAGCUACGCAAUGAAACCCUACAUGUCCUGAUUGCUGGGCGGGAUACUACUGGCUGCCUACUGGGUUGGGUGCUCUACUUCCUUGCUCGCCACCCGCAGGUCUAUGCCCGGCUGCGACGCGAUGUACUUGAACGUUAUGGAGAUGACCGGUCGCCGCCGAUGGAUCUGCGCGCUCUAGGUGGUCAACAACAGCUACCGUACCUACAGUGGGUUAUCAACGAAGCACUUCGCGUAGCUACCGUGAUCCCGCUUAAUGAGCGUAUCGCACUACGAGAUACAGUGCUACCCCGUGGGGGUGGACCCGAUGGUACUGCACCCGUAUUCGUGCCAGAGGGUACUCAGGUUCUUAUCCCGCUAUACGCCAUGCAACAUCGUAAGGACCUUUGGGGUCCAGAUGCGGACGAGUUCCGCCCCGAGAGAUGGGAGACGCAUCGUCCUGGAUGGGAGUACAUUCCUUUCGGGGCUGGAGCACGGAAGUGCUUAGGUCAACAAUUCGGGCGACAGGAGGUGAGUUACGUUGUAGCACGGUUCUGUCAGAAGUAUGACAAUAUCGAGAACAUGGAAGAGGGCGAUGGUCGCAUUCGUUUACACCACGCCAUCGAGAACCGGUCUGGUACGGGUGUUCAAGUGAGGCUUCACGAAGCCAGGACUUCUGCUUGAAAUGGUAUAAUAACUGCCUAAGUACUUACCUAUGUAUGUACUUGUAUGGUUGCUGUAUGAAUGAUAUAGUAUAAUGUAAUAUUUUAAUGUUUACGGGAUGAACACUUUGACUAUAUUUUUGCCUCCUAUCUGAACUACGCGAUGUCCUUUAGAACGUAUACGUGCUUAACUUGUUCAGAACCCACUCCUUCCGGACUAUUUCUCGCAACUAUCCACACCAACCAACUCAACCAGAGAACCUAGGUACCUUGUAUGACAGUGCCCUAGACUUU